Molecule: messenger RNA, 1975 nt
Organism: Exophiala mesophila
Lineage: Eukaryota; Fungi; Ascomycota; Eurotiomycetes; Chaetothyriales; Herpotrichiellaceae
Exons: 4
Coding region: 519-1763 (414 amino acids)
Cellular component (GO): cytoplasm
Molecular function (GO): protein binding
Source: RefSeq, a predicted model, not a curated record
ACUGGGCUGUCUCGCUGCUCCCUAACAGUGUCCGCGUCAGAGUUGCCGCUUCGCUCAACGGCCUGCUGGUUCCAAGGUCUCCAUUUCAAAAGAAUGGCUUGUUUGGCCCUGGUGCCCUUUUUGUUGGAUCGUCCCUCCUUCCUUGUUCCAGGUUCCAGAAUCGGUUCUUCAGCAGCAUACAUUCGUUUGUUGGUAGUAGUCUGAUCUUCUUCUGUUCUCGAUUGCCGCCGUCGUUGUUACUAUUCCGCGCCUGCUGCUCACUAACCAACAUUGUCAAGUCAGCCGGACAUUGCUCCUCGCUCACUUCCCACUUCUAGUUGAUUGUGGUUGCAUUCCAACAGAAAUUCCGCACCGCCGCCGGCCCUCCGUCACUCGUCACUUGUCGCUCGCUUGUUCCAACAUCACAUAACCCACGCUUAUCUACAGUCCUCCCUCCGUCUACUUUCCCUCCCACCUCGCACCUGACCGAUAGGUAGCCCUUUAUCGAGCCCCGCCACCCUGUCCAGCUCACCCGCACAAUGAAUGUCAAUAAGAAACUGGAUCGCUUCAAGCAAUGGGCUGGGGAACGCAUGGGCGGAGAAGUCAAGACCAACGUCUCCGAUGACUUCAAAGCAAUGGAGCUUGAGAUGGCCCUGCGCCAGGAGGGGCUCGAAAAGAUGCAGCGCUCCAUGAAUGCACAUGUCAAGGCUAUUUCCAAAAGAUCCGAGAUAGAGGGCAAGGAGAAGACGCUACCGAUCGCCCAUCUGGGUGGAACAAUGAUUUCUCACGGUGAAGAGUUUGAAUCAGAUUCAGAGUACGGCCAAUGCCUUAUAAUGAUGGGAAGAAGCCAUGAACGACUAGCACGCGCCCAGGAAACUUUGAUAGUCGGCGCCACCACCUCCUGGCUUGAGUCAUUGGAGCGAUCGCUCGUGCAGAUGAAAGAAUACCAAGCGGCUCGCAAGAAACUUGAAACCAGACGGCUGGCAUACGACACGUCCCUGGCCAAAAUGCAGAAGGCGAAAAGGGAGGACUUCCGAGUCGAGGAAGAACUUCGAAGUCAAAAGGCCAAAUACGAAGAAUCCGCCGAUGAUGUGAUGCGACGAAUGGAAGAGGUCCGCGAGUCCGACCCUGACAGCGUCAACGAUCUUGGUGCUUUCCUUGAUGCUCAGUUGGCCUACCAUGACAAGUGCAGAGACGCACUCUUGCAGCUUAAAAAUGAAUGGCCAUCAAGACUCCCAUCGCAAGGUCGUCCAAGCCGACCCACACCGCGCUCCAGAUCGAACACCGUCCGGUCGCAUACACAGUACGUUGAACCUGUUGAGGAAGUACCUGUAGUAGACGUGCGACCCUCGAUCAAAUCUGCUCGGAGUAUGACUAGUAGAUCAGUGGAGAACCCCCUCUCCGACUUUUCUCCUGCCAUCUCCUCUUCACGACCCGGGUAUACGAGGUCUACCACGCUCGACAGCCCGCGUCAAGUGAUUCGUGAGCUGUCUCCAGGUACUAUGCCUCGCAUGAUUCGAGUUCCCAGUGAUUCGCUCAUGGUUAGGACAGCUCGUUCCAACCUGCGCAAUUUAGAUGAGGGUGACAUUUUUGCGGACGACUCGGGAUCAUAUACGAACAGCAGCCCAGAUCAUGGCUACGGUGAAUCUGUAUCACCGGCAACUUCACAGGGCAGUGGGUCGUUUACACCGCUCAAGAAGAGCGCAGCACCGCCUCCACCUCCUUCGCGAGCUAAGAAGCCACCUCCACCACCAAUCCCAGCCAAAAGAACCGCGAUCACCUGAUUGCAACGUAAUCAUUCGCACCAGGCUACUGCCGAGAAGCAGAAAAUAUCAAUCGAGGGCAGUUUGGCGUUGGUGGCUACGGCGCUCGCGUUGGAGAGCGAUUUUAUUCGAGCAGAGACGGGUUUUCGGGCGUGGUCUUUGGACAUGGCACAUAUCUUACAUGAUAGAGUUAGCAGCUCAUGAUAAAACAUUUCGGCCUGAGUAACCUUUUA